GGGACCCGCCACCUCCGUGCGGCUCCCCGCGGGGCGGGCGCUGCGACCCGGCAGGUGGCCACGGGCGAGCGGGCGCGGCGGCGAGCGGAGGGCGCGGGCCCGACCACCGGGCGCCGGGACGCGAUGGCGGCGGCGGAGCCCGCGGGUUCGGCACAGCCGGCGCCGCAGGGGCAGGGCCAGCGGCCCCAGGCGCAGUCCCCGCAGGGACACACGCCGACCCCGCCGCCUCAGCUCGGGGGCGUCGGGGGUGGCAGCAGCAGGCACGAGAAGAGCCUGGGGCUGCUCACCACCAAGUUCGUAUCGCUGCUGCAGGAGGCCAAGGACGGCGUCCUGGAUCUCAAAGCGGCUGCAGAUACUUUGGCUGUGAGGCAAAAAAGAAGAAUUUAUGAUAUCACCAAUGUCUUAGAAGGAAUUGACUUGAUUGAAAAAAAGUCAAAAAAUAGUAUCCAAUGGAAAGGUGUAGGUGCUGGCUGUAAUACUAAAGAAGUUAUAGAUAGAUUAAGAUUCCUUAAAGCUGAAAUUGAAGAUCUAGAAUUGAAAGAGAGAGAACUUGAUCAGCAGAAAUUGUGGCUACAGCAAAGCAUCAAAAAUGUGAUGGAUGACUCCAUUAAUAAUAGAUUUUCCUAUGUAACUCAUGAAGAUGUCUGCAAUUGCUUUAAUGGUGAUACCCUUUUGGCCAUUCAGGCACCUUCUGGUACACAGCUGGAGGUACCUAUUCCAGAAAUGGGUCAGAAUGGACAAAAGAAAUACCAGAUCAAUUUAAAGAGUCAUUCAGGACCUAUCCACGUGCUGCUUAUAAAUAAAGAGUCCAGUUCAUCUAAGCCUGUGGUUUUUCCUGUCCCCCCACCUGAUGACCUCACACAGCCUUCCUCUCAGUCCUCAACUCCAGUGACUCCACAGAAACCCAGCAUGCUGCCUCAGAACCCGCCUGAGCAACAUGUGUCUGAGAGAAGCCAGAAUCUUCAGCAGAUACCAACCACAGAAAUAGGAUCUGCAGGAUCUAUUAGUGGAGAUAUUAUUGAUGAGUUAAUGUCUUCUGAUGUGUUUCCACUCCUACGGCUUUCUCCAACCCCUGCAGAUGACUACAACUUUAAUUUAGACGAUAAUGAAGGAGUCUGUGAUCUGUUUGAUGUCCAGAUACUAAAUUAUUAGAUUCCAUGGAAACUUGGGACUGUUAUCUACCUCUAACUGUGUAACAUUUUAGAUUUCUUAAUAACCUAAGUAUUUAAAAUAAUGAAUGUAACAUCUUUUUAGUUCACUGAUUCUGAAGUGUUCUUCUCUAAUACUUUCUUUUUUACUUCACAAAACUUCAACCAUAAAAACAAAGGGCUCUGUUUCUGGAAAAAAAGAGAUGUUCAUAUCUGCAAACUCUCUUAAUGCCCAAGUAAUUAAUUCUGGGUUUUCAAUUUAUAAUUCUGAAUCCUUCUGUUUCUUCUCAUGAGACAAAGGUGAAACAGACUUUAGGUCAUCAAAAACAAAGUUUUUCAAGGGCUAUUCACUUAUUUGCCUUGUAUUUUAACUGCCAUGAAAUUAUUCCUGCAUGUGUGUUAGUCCAAGGAGAUAUUCACUGCCACUUAAAAGUGAAAGAUGUAAAUGAGGAUAUGUAACUGUUUCAGUGAACAGAUUUUGUGAAGUGCCUUCUGUUUUAGCACUUUAAGUUUAUCAUUUUGUUGACUUUUGACAUUCCACUUUCCUAGACUACAGGAAAGAUCUGUUUAUGUAGUUUGUUUUUAAAAUGUGCCAAUGCCUGUAUAUUAACAAGAUUUUUUUAAAUAAAGUUGUAUAAAAUA
Messenger RNA from Cavia porcellus (domestic guinea pig), 1790 nucleotides. RefSeq names its product E2F transcription factor 5 (gene E2f5). Bases 124 to 1152 code for a protein of 342 amino acids. Gene Ontology annotation, biological process: regulation of transcription by RNA polymerase II. Gene Ontology annotation, cellular component: RNA polymerase II transcription regulator complex. Lineage: Eukaryota; Metazoa; Chordata; Mammalia; Rodentia; Caviidae. Gene Ontology annotation, molecular function: protein dimerization activity; RNA polymerase II cis-regulatory region sequence-specific DNA binding; DNA-binding transcription factor activity, RNA polymerase II-specific. The record is from RefSeq and is a predicted model, not a curated record. The transcript is spliced from 8 exons.